Marchantia polymorpha subsp. ruderalis is the source of this 4301-nucleotide messenger RNA. The record is from the annotation of a GenBank genome assembly. Lineage: Eukaryota; Viridiplantae; Streptophyta; Marchantiopsida; Marchantiales; Marchantiaceae.
GAUGCUGUGAUGGAAUUCCCACUUGAGCAGAUUCGGAAUGUGCACACUGUAAGCAGUUGUGAGUGGUAUUGGAAACUGGAUUACGACCUCGAUGCACACGUUUGUCAGAGAUUGUAGUUCAUAGCUUACAUAAUUACUUAAUACUGUACUGUGAUUCGUCCAUCUUGGAAGUACAGUAAACUGGAUUCCAGUGUGGCUACCAGGUGUGGACUUGGAAUUCGGAGUGCGAUUCUGGGGGCAUCACGUGGCCACUUAAGUAGUUCAUUGCUUCUGUUCAUGGUAUUUUGUUCAAAUUCAGAGUGCUGGCCGUGGCCGUAUUUGUAAUGGGACGGACUGAAUACUAUAAUUCCUCACAUGUCGAGCUUAAGUAUUCUUCUGCACUGGCCUGUUCACGAUGAGUCGACAUGGAAAAUUUGUCCACUCUCCCCUUUAUGCUCCUGCGAUGUUCGGCGAUGCUUCUCUCUGUGUUACAACAUUGUGAUGAGGAACUUGCAUCUGUUGGUUAAUGCUCGCUGUAAAGGAAGGCAGUAAGUCAUACGUGUUUCGGGAUGAAAAGUUCUCACAACUUCUGAGGCGUGAACGUGGGAAUUCUUAGUGUUUGCUUACGUGCCUGAUUUGAGGCAUUGGGCUGGCUGAGAGAAUCGUCACAGCUUCCUCUGCUUCGCUUGAAGAGAGUGGUUUCCAUCGUUAUUUCUGGCGCGUUUUGGAGUGAUUUUGACAAUUGCUCGCAAUGAGCUCGUUUGGGGAUGUGGAGGACGGGGAGGGUCCAGAGACUGAAAGAGAAGGUCUUAGCGAUGUUGACGAGGACGAAGGAGAUGAGGACUUGGCAGGGGACGAAUAUGUGGAUGGGGAUGGAGAAGGAGAGGAAAACGAUGAGUACCAAUUGGAAUUCGGCACAGGCAUGGAUCCGUUGGCAUUCGUGGAGGAGAAUGAGAGUGGCGUUAUGCCUUUUCAGCAGUUUGAGAAGCUAGAAUACGAGGCACUUGCAGCUCGAAAGCGCAAAGCGUUGGCUGUUCAGAGGGCAGCGAAAAUGAAGUCGUCCAAGGCGCAAGAGGACGUUUUUGGCGCCAAUAUUGAUGAAAUUUGGGAAUCAGCAGGGUUUGGAAUUGGGCGUCGCCGGAGGCGCCGGAAGAAGAAGAGGAAGCUUGGCAGACGGUCAAGAUUAACUCCUGAAGUUGCAAAGAUGCUAGGAGAAGCGAAUCUUCUCUAUGCCAUGGGAAAAUUUGAAGAGGCAGUGGAGUUACUGAAGGAGUGUGUGCGCAUUGCGCCAAAUGUACCAGAUUCCUAUCACACCCUUGGUUUAUUGUACGACGCAAUGUCUGAUAGAAAGAAGGCACUUAAUUUCUACAUGAUUGCUGCACACCUCACUCCUAAGGACUCUGUGCUGUGGAAGCGACUUGCAUCAUGGUCAAUGGAGCAGGGAAACAUUGGACAAGUGAUUUACUGUUUGACGAAGGCAGUAAAAGCUGAUCCAGAUGAUGUGGAUGCCAAGUGGGACCGAGCAUCUCUUUUUGCCGAACACAAUGACUAUCAGAAAGCUGCAGAAGCUUUUGAGCAGCUUUUAUUGCAGCGACCAAGUGAUGUGGAGGUUGGCAAGAUGGUAGCGAAGAUGCAUCACAAGACAGGACAAUGUGAGCGAGCUAUACAAGUCCUGGAGAAGUUAGUCGAGGAGCAUCCUGCAGAGGCUGAUUUGACCGCGGUGAAUCUUUUGGCUGAGUUGCUUAUGGAGAGUGGACAAUUUGCAACGGCAAUCGCACACAUAGAUCAUGCAUCAACUCUUUAUUGCCCAGAUCAACAUCUUCCUAUCGACUUAUCUACUAAAGCUGGAAUUUGUCACGCCUAUCUUGGAAACUUGGAAGAUGCCGAGAGCUUUUUCGAGGAGCUUUCGGAGGAGCGCAUUGAGGGCUUUGCAGAUCUUAUUAUGGAUGUUGGGGACGCCUACUUGGCUCUUGGGGAGCACAAGUAUGCCUUACACUAUUAUGGAAUGCUUCAUGGUGAUAAGACCUUUGACAAUGCUGGGGUAUGCCUCAAAAUGGCAGAAUGUCAUGCUGCCUUGAAGGAAACAAGAGCUGCAAUUGACCUUUACUACAGAGUCUUGCAGGAUCUUCCUCAUCAUAUAGAAACUCGGCUUACCUUGGCAACUAUUCUGGAUGAAAAUGGACAAUUUGAUGAGGCUAUCUCUGUUUUGGCUCCUCCGGAAAGUUCUGAGAGUGUUGGGCCUCCAGGUGAUGUAGAAGAUUCCUGGUGGAAGGAUGGUGAAGUUCGCAAAAAGCUGGCACAGUUGUAUCUUUCACAUGAACUGUAUCCACAGUACCUUGAUACGCUGGUUCCUGCAAUACAAGAAACCUUGUAUCUAGAGUCCCAAAAUCACAAGGUGAGAAACCCGAAAAGGCUUAGGAAGAGUGUACUGUUGGAGCGAGUCCGUUGGAUUGAAGAUCGACCAGCUGAUGAAGUAUUUCAUGGAUUCCGACCUGUGCUUUCCAGCUCAAAUAUGGUCAAAGCGGCAAGGGCCAAAAAGAGGCUACAGCAAUUAUUAGAAGACAAGAAGGACAGAAAGGCAGCAGCUCUCGCAGCGGGUCAGACCUAUGAAUCUGAAGAAGAAGAAGACGACGAACCCAUACCAAACGAGGUUCACCACGUGAAACAGCCUCUCCCAAAUCUGUUGAAGGACGAAGAACACUACCAACUUAUUCUUCAAUGUUGCAGGACAUUAACAUCCUCGAAGAGGUACUGGGAGGCUUUGGAGAUUGUCCAUCACACGCUGCAAGCGGGAUCAGGGCUCGGACAAGAGAAGAGGGAUGAGCUUCGUAAUCUGGGUGCACGUAUCGCUUAUCAGACAAGGGAUGCCAACUAUGGAUUCGAUUGUGUGAAGUACAUGGUGGCACAACGCCCCUACAGCACGAGUGUUUGGAAUCGUUACUACCAAGUCAUCUCUAGAUCAGAGGCACGAGUUCCGAAACAUAAUAAGUUCAUGUUACAUAUGCGAUCCAAGUACCCAGAUGUAGUCCCGACAAUGAUAAUAUCAGGACAUCAGUUCAGCAUGAUUAGUCAACAACAAGGAGCUCUUCGAGAAUACCUUCAAGCCUACAAGCUUCAGCCUGAAGAUCCUUUCAUAAACCUUUGUGUUGGAACAGCAUUUAUCAAUCUGUCGCUUGGAUUCAGGCUGAGUAAUCGCAAUCAGUGUGUCAUGCAAGGGUUUGCAUUUCUUUACAAGUACCAGCGGCUGGUCAACUUUAAUCAGGAGUCGAACUUCAACUUAGCUCGUGCGUAUCACCAUGUGGGCCUUGUGCAAUUGGCAUCCACCUACUAUGAAAAGGUUUUGAGUACGUACGUGAAAGAUCGUCCUCCUGUCAAGUUACCUCAUGAGGCCGUAGAGAUUGAGACUGGUAUUCCUCCAAAGAAGGUUACAUCAGAUCACGAUCUUGGUCAUUGCAAUUUGCAAAGAGAAGCUGCGUACAAUCUCCACCUCAUUUACAAAAGAAGCGGAUCAAGCAACCUAGCGAGACAACUACUGAAGGAUUACUGCUCCUUUUAAGCCCUACAUGAUGACCUCUUUGUUCACUCUGGAUAUGAAGAGAAUCCUAGACACUGAAGCUCAAGUUUCUCACAAGGAGUUCUUACGUCGGUGUCCCGGGCCUGGACUUUCUAGCUGCGUGUACAGGACUGUUUGCGUCUACAUCUCAAGGCAGAGUAAGGAAGUCAAUAGUUGGAAUCGGAUUCGUGUUGGAACCGAAUCUUCCCACGAUAGGCAUGCUGGAAGACAAAGGCGCAGCGACUUCGUCCACCAAGAUCUUCUUAAAAAUGGACAAGAAGCGGAAUCGGGGACUAGUGAAAAACCACUACGAUUCUAGUUGCUGUGCUCUCUCUUCUCUGAAAAUGCGUGUGCUUACCCUAGAAUUUUUUCACGAUCCAGAAGGUCAUCCAGCAGCGAACUUCUGUCCAGUCUGAGUAGCCGGGAUAUCUUUGGAGACCAGAGCUGGAAGGAGCAGUUUCUGCCGUCAUCGUAACAGAAGCUACUCUGAAGAAGUUUUCUAUCUAUCUUACUCUGAAGAAGUUGUCUAUCUAUCUCAAGUUCAUAAAACAUAGAACCAAAGUGGCGCCAGCUGUGCAGACGUGAAAUUGCAGUGUAAACGUGAAAAUUGCUCGAGCGAAUGAUUAGGCGUAACAGGUAUUGGCAUUUAUCAGUCUUAUUGCAUCGUAUAUUACAUGUAAAAUGGGAGGGAACUGAAAUAAAGAGUUGCAUGUCUUAGCAAGCACCCCGCACCUAAUCCCUAAAUGUCCCACGCUGACAUCUUUUUGAU